Molecule: messenger RNA, 410 nt
Organism: Aspergillus welwitschiae
Lineage: Eukaryota; Fungi; Ascomycota; Eurotiomycetes; Eurotiales; Aspergillaceae
Exons: 1
Coding region: 137-376 (79 amino acids)
Source: RefSeq, a predicted model, not a curated record
GCGAGAUCGCACAAAUCCCAACGCAAGUAUAAAAAAAAAAAGAAAAGAAUUAUUAUUACUUUCUAUUUAUAAACCUGCGGUGUCUAUCUGUCCGUGUCUGUGACUGACUGUUCUGCUAGUUAUCGAUAGGGAUGGGAUGGGUUUUUGCUGGUGUGUGGUAGGCUGGAUGCAUGUCGGUAUCUCCUUGGAAUGCUGGGAAUCGGCCUUAACGUGGGUUGGUUUGUUGACCGGGCGAUCGGGGGUGCAUGGUUGGGUGCUCGGGCGUGGGAAGGAAGAUCGGUUUUGUGAUAUACCCUCCCAUUCCUAUUUUUAUUAUUCUUCAUUUCAUAUCUUAUCCCUUUCACGCGGGAUAAUUUGUAUAGACAAACUUGUAUAGAUAUUAUUCUUCUUUGGAAAUAUUCCAGGAGAUA